This is a messenger RNA of Sinocyclocheilus rhinocerous, 1830 nucleotides long. RefSeq lists its product as uncharacterized. NCBI's taxonomy places the organism in Eukaryota, Metazoa, Chordata, Actinopteri, Cypriniformes, Cyprinidae. The coding region runs from base 706 to 1830 and encodes 374 amino acids. The record is from RefSeq and is a predicted model, not a curated record. Gene Ontology annotation, molecular function: zinc ion binding; nucleic acid binding. The transcript has 3 exons.
UGGUUUAAAGUAAGUUACCAACAUGGAUCAAAAUAGAUCAGACAGUGUCUUCGAUCAAGUGAUUCAAGCUCUUGAAGAGGAAAGGGCACAAUUAGAGGGGAAAUUAGAAACUGAAAUUGAUGUCUCAGACAGACAAAAUUAUGAGGAGCGUUUAGCUGAAAUUAAUGCAGAUCUGGAAGUUAAUAAAGCAAGAUUCCAGGAAUCAUCCUUACGAGUUGAGCAAGAAGCUAGGCGAUCAGAAAGAGAAAGGCGUCCAACAGAAAAAAUGCUUGAGUUGAGACGUGACGAGUUAGCAAAAAGAGAACGGAAGUUUAUGUUCACAUACUUAAACUUUAAAGCUGAAGCUCAGUUUAUCAGAUCUAAACUGAAAGAAGAGUGCUCUAAAUCCGAGCUAGACGAUAUGAUGGUGACUGCAGAAAAACGUGAAGCAGAGUUAAAACAAAUAUAUGAGAGUAUUCGUGCGUUGAACGUCCCAUCUCAAGAUAUAAGAAGGAGAAUGGAUAGCUGCACUUCAGUUUCUAGUGAAAUAACUGCGUUAAUGAAGAGACGUUGCGCAGAAGUUGGCACUAAGGAGUUUGAUGUGGAAGCUGUAAAAGAAUCGCUCCUGCAGUUAUUGCAAAGAGAUGACGCUAGGUCAAUUUAUGGAUCAACUGUGUCAAGAGCAGAAAGAGAUAGUCAACAGGGAAGUCAUAUGUCAACAAAACAAUGACUAAACUUCCAGCUCCGGAGCCAUUCACGUUUACAGGUGACCCACUCAAGUUCACUGAAUGGCGCACUUGCUUUAAAGCUUUGAUUGAAAACAAUUGUACAACCCCAGCACAUAGGUUGUUCUAUCUGAAAAGGUACAUAAGUGGAGAUGCACUUAGUGUACUAGAGGGAACCUUUUAUAGGAGUGAUGAGGAUGCAUAUACGCAAGCUUGGGAUGCCCUGAACAAGCGCUAUGGGCACCCCUUUGUAAUCCAAAGAGCAUUUAGGGCAAAGCUGAGCAGCUGGCCAAAAAUUGGACCCAGAGAGUCACUGAAAUUAAGGGAGCUUAGUGAUUUCCUCGUCUCCUGCAAAAAUGCAAUGCCUCAUGUACAUGGUUUGGGGGUUUUGGACGAUUGUGAAGAAAAUCAGAAAUUGCUGCAGAAACUUCCUGACUGGGUAACAACUCGCUGGAAUAGGUAUGUCACUAAAGCACUAGAUGAAGAGAAGCCAUACCCAAGUUUCACUGAGUUUUCAGACUUUGUGGCAGAGGAGGCACGUAUUGCAUGUAAUCCUGUUUCCUCUCUACAUGCUUUAAAAAAUGCAGAUGAAAAGCCAGGGAAAGAGCAGAAACGUCUCAAAGCCAGCGCUUUGGCGCAAAAUGUUAAACCCAUUACAAAGAGCUUGAGUGCACUGGAAAGAGAGAAAGGCUCCAAACCCAGCCAUUCUGCCACUCAGGAUAAGAAACAAAUAGAAUGUGUCUGUUGUCAGCAAAAUCACUUUAUAUACAAAUGUGAAAGGUUUGCGGCAAUGCCUCUUGAGGAGAAGAAAAGGUUUGUCAUCAACAACAAGAUGUGCUUUGGUUGUCUCAGAAUCGGUCAUAUCUCCAAAAACUGUAGAAAGCGAGCUACUUGCAACAUCUGCAGGCAGAGUCACCCCUCUCCACUUCAUGAAGAAUGUUUUCAAGGAGGAAAACUAGAAGCUUCACCUGAUGAAAGGGCUUCCACUAGCUUAUGCUGUGUGGGAAUGGUCAACUGUAAUCGCACUUCAAUGAUCGUUCCAGUAUGGGUCUCUUGUGCGACAAAGGAUAGCCCGGAAACUCUAGUCUAUGCAUUACUGGACACGCAGAGCAGGCAGCUGGACUAA